AACGGCCAGUCGGCUUAAUCUUUUAAUUUGACUAGGGUUCUCCUGUUUCGUUUGUUCAUCAGACACACACAGAGAGAGAUGACGACAAUCCGAAGAUUUUGCUGCAACGAUCUUCUUCGGUUCACAUCUGUAAAUCUUGAUCAUCUUACUGAAACGUUCAAUAUGUCAUUCUAUAUGACCUACCUAGCGAGAUGGCCUGACUAUUUCCAUGUCGCUGAAGCUCCGGGCAAUCGAAUUAUGGGCUACAUUAUGGGCAAAGUUGAAGGGCAAGGUGAGUCUUGGCAUGGCCAUGUAACAGCCGUGACCGUCUCUCCUGAGUAUCGCAGGCAGCAAUUGGCCAAGAAACUUAUGAACCUGCUAGAAGACAUCAGUGACAAGAUUGACAAGGCGUACUUUGUGGACCUCUUUGUGAGAGCAUCAAACACACCGGCCAUAAAGAUGUAUGAAAAGCUUAAUUAUGUAAUCUAUAGACGGGUGCUGCGCUAUUACUCUGGGGAGGAAGAUGGGUUAGAUAUGAGGAAAGCAUUAUCUCGGGAUGUCGAAAAGAAGUCCAUCAUACCCCUCAAAAGGCCAGUUACUCCUGACGAACUGGAGUAUGAUUAGAAUUUUUAUUGUUGAACUUCUGCAAACUGAAAUUGAUGGAAAUGCAUCACCGUGCUUCUGGCAUUUGGACAUGCAGUGAUUAGGCUUCAGAUUGGUACCAAUUUCAGGUAUUGCAGAUGUAACUAAUAAAUUAUGUAUGUAUGGUCUCUGAUGGUAAGUUAUGCAUGACAACGGGGAGAAGUGGGACGCCUUUUUAAUGGUCGUCGAGGUUAAUAUGUUUGUACUGUUUUCUGUCAUUGUGAAUUUUGAAUGACUUUGUUGCUUUAUCUUACCUUUUCAAGCCUCUAAAAAGUCUUCUUCGAGGAUUUUGCA
Cornus florida is the source of this 915-nucleotide messenger RNA. RefSeq names its product N-terminal acetyltransferase B complex catalytic subunit NAA20. Gene Ontology annotation, cellular component: NatB complex. Lineage: Eukaryota; Viridiplantae; Streptophyta; Magnoliopsida; Cornales; Cornaceae. The record is from RefSeq and is a predicted model, not a curated record. The transcript is spliced from 6 exons. Gene Ontology annotation, biological process: N-terminal peptidyl-methionine acetylation. Gene Ontology annotation, molecular function: protein-N-terminal amino-acid acetyltransferase activity. Bases 79 to 603 code for a protein of 174 amino acids.